Molecule: messenger RNA, 336 nt
Organism: Suillus clintonianus
Lineage: Eukaryota; Fungi; Basidiomycota; Agaricomycetes; Boletales; Suillaceae
Exons: 4
Coding region: 72-245 (57 amino acids)
Source: RefSeq, a predicted model, not a curated record
AACAGAAGGGGCUGAUUGAGUCAUUUAGCGCUAUCAAUGGCUACUCAAGUAGGACGAGGGAAAUUAGAUGCAUGGAUCUAGGUGGCGAAGCUCUCGGUUCUUACCAGGCUCGCCAAGGAGGCUGCACGCACAUACAGUUUUUCAAUCAGUCUGAACAUAUUAAGUGCACUGGGUGCGGCAUGGAGUUUUCGAAAGUAAUGCUUCGCCAGAAUGCCUACAUCGAGAUCAAAGGCCUCCCUUCCUAACCCCUCCGACGCCUGAUGACCAUUCUCUCCGCUAUGAUCGCUAUCCUCGUUGCGCUGUGGAACAGCUAUGAACAGCUAUGCCUGGAAUAGA